CCACAAUGCAGUUCGGCUAAAAACGGAAUAAAAUUACAAACAACCUUCCAAAAGCGUGUUUAUGAUUACCAAACGAAUGAUCCUUUCCCAGUAGUAAAUUCGCCUUGAUGGGUUCUUGCGUAAAAUAUUCUUCUUCUGAUAGAAGUUAAAGGUGAUCCCAAUGUUAUCUGAGUCAGGAAUAGAUCUGGACUUUGACGUCUUUGCAGAAAUAGAGCAAGACCACAAGUGCUACGAAGUGAAAGCGAAAAGCCUGACUCCUUCCAGUACGAACCCAUUAGUGCUAAUGGAUCCAGACAUGAUAAAAGUUAAACCAGACCCAGAUGAUCCAUCUGUUAGUGCAUCAGAGCAAUCCAUUGGUGUUGGAUCACUUACACGCACAAACUUCAAACUACAGCUUCAACGUGAGCAACUUCUUGAGGCUGAGAAAAAAGAACAACAACGCUUAAAAGUGUUAGCCGCUCAAUGUGAAAAACCAGAUUUCCGAUCCUCAAAGCUAUCUAAUCAAAAAGUACUUCUUUCGAAUUUGUCAACUUCUUUUACAUUGCCAUCCACUUCUGCUGUGCCAAUGCGAAGUAUACGUGCAAAUUUACCCACAAAUUUACCUAGUAGUGUUCUGAAGGUUGAAACAAACCUGAAAAAUCCGACUCAGUAUUAUAUUAAAGAGCAGCAAAAAAGACAAGUACAACAAUACUUAUCAAGCCAACGCCAACAGCAAAGUUCGGUGUCUAUGAUGCCAGUUUCUGCUCCCAGUGCACUGCAUAAUUUUAACUUCAAUGCUGAUGUAUCUUCAAGCAGCUUUUUAAAUCCUGCAACAAAUUUUAUUUCACCCAAUAGUCCUGACACAGCAAGUUCAGUUGCUAGCGGCAGUGAGGUGGACAGCGUUCUUGACGAUUUGUUUGGACUUGACACAGCUACAGAUCAUGAUUUUAACAUGUUUUCAGAUAGUGUCUUUUCAGCCACACUUCCAACUUCAAAUAAUCUUUUCGACACCUAUGGAAUAAACACGUCAACGCAGCAAGACUCGCAUGAUCAACUUGCUUCUUCAUGUCCUGCCAAUGUAAAACAGGAAGUUCCAGACACUUUCAUGAAAGAACGUCAAAAAAAAGAUAACCACAACAUGAUUGAACGACGAAGAAGAUACAAUAUUAAUGACAGAAUAAAAGAGCUUGGUACUUUGGUGCCAAAGUUAGACAACGACUUUAAACAAAACAAAGGAACUAUAUUAAAAUCAUCUGUUGACUAUAUCCGCCGUUUAAAGAAGGAUAAGGAUCGGUUAAAACAUUAUGAAAAUAGAACCCAUAAUUUAGAAGAUAUGAACAAGAAACUAUUGCUUCGUGUUCAGGAACUAGAGUUAAUUCUUCGUGCCUCUAAUAUAUCUACAUCGUUACCAGAACCUGACCUUUCUUCUGCCACGUCUCCGCAGCUUACCCAACUACUCGUCAAUAGCCAGCUGCAGCAGCAGAAACAACAGCUACAGCUAGGUCAAAAUCGGAAGCAGCAGCAAAUGAGACAAAAACAAUUAGCAUCACAUAGUACUGUACACAACUUGUUAAAAGCUCCUCCUGCCACAAGUUCGGAGAUAGUUAUUAGUAGCAGCACGGACAGUCCAAGAAAUGUUGAAAUGAGGUCCGAAUAUGAUGAUCAGGAUUGUAUGAUAAUGGAGAGCUGAAAUUAAGAAAGUACUUAAACGAGUGAACAGGUGUUAAAGGGAACCCAAGGUUGAAAAUUAUGUGGACUUAUACCUUGGGUUCCCUUUAAGUCAUGCUCUAUAUCAGUAAAUUAAGCGCUAUUUCUAUAUUGAUUUCCCCGCUAUCUCUAUAAUAAUAGCCGUUGUCUCUGCGCGGACCCCCGCUAAGUUAGAAAAUGAUGUUACGGAAACACGAAUAUCAAAUGCGAUAUAUUCUUAUCCACUUUGUUGCCACGGGUAAAUUCAAAGGACGGGCGAACCCGUGGAUUUUUCCACGGGCAACGACUAGUCUCUUUAAUAACAGCCGUCGUCUGUCUGUGUGUCCGCGAAAGCGGCGUCCCGUAAUGGAAACACAAAAUUUUAAAAAUGCGCACGAAUAUCAAAUGCUAUAUAUUUUUAUCCACUUUGUUGCGGCGGGUUAAUAUAAAGGACGGGUGAUCCCGUGGAUUUUUCCACGGGCAACGACUAGUCUAUUAUAAUAGCCGUAUUCCGUCUGUCUGUCUCUGCGCGGACCCCGCUGAGUUAGAAAACGAUGUUACGGAAACACGAAUGUCAAAUGCGAUAUCUUUUUAUUAACUUUGUUGCGACGGGUAAAUAUAAAGAAGUCUAAGUUUUAUAUUAUGUAGGUGAACUAGUGAUUUCAUUUCAGAUACGGGGGGUAUUUGUAAAAAUACGAGGGGUAUUUGUGAAUUUGUUAAAAAAUAUCUUCGCGCAUCUUCACCAAUAACUUUCUAUGGAAAUUCGUGUUUACUGUUAAGUGUUUGAAUUUGAAUUGUCUUGUUUAUUUUAAAUUUAAAGAUGUACAUAUUUAUCUCCUUUUCGAGAAUUUUUUUUUAAUAUUCUUAUUUUAUUUUUUUGUUUAUGUUGCAUCCUAUGUUAUCUUUUUAUUAGGUAAAACAUUAAAUUCUUAGAAACUGUAUAUAGGCACUAGAAAUAAAAAAAAGAUGUUGAUUUACAA
Hydractinia symbiolongicarpus is the source of this 2645-nucleotide messenger RNA. RefSeq names its product microphthalmia-associated transcription factor-like. Gene Ontology annotation, molecular function: protein dimerization activity; DNA-binding transcription factor activity, RNA polymerase II-specific; RNA polymerase II cis-regulatory region sequence-specific DNA binding. The record is from RefSeq and is a predicted model, not a curated record. Gene Ontology annotation, biological process: regulation of transcription by RNA polymerase II. Bases 161 to 1669 code for a protein of 502 amino acids. Gene Ontology annotation, cellular component: nucleus. NCBI's taxonomy places the organism in Eukaryota, Metazoa, Cnidaria, Hydrozoa, Anthoathecata, Hydractiniidae. The transcript is spliced from 11 exons.